Messenger RNA from Ziziphus jujuba (common jujube), 2579 nucleotides. RefSeq names its product protein NSP-INTERACTING KINASE 2. The record is from RefSeq and is a predicted model, not a curated record. Bases 368 to 2239 code for a protein of 623 amino acids. Gene Ontology annotation, molecular function: protein binding; ATP binding; protein kinase activity. Lineage: Eukaryota; Viridiplantae; Streptophyta; Magnoliopsida; Rosales; Rhamnaceae. Gene Ontology annotation, biological process: protein phosphorylation. The transcript is spliced from 11 exons.
UCUUCGCCGUUCUGCGGCAGGCACGUUAGUUUCUCUUUUAAAGUCUUCUUUUUUCUUUUUUUUCUUUUUUUUUUUUUUUUUUAAGUACCAAAAACCUCAGGAUUCUUGGCUCUUAGCUCUGACAGUAAGAUGAGUGAGUGAGUGGGUGCGUAAUUCUGGUUUGGCAUGAAAAAUUGUACCGGUUGGUUCCUGAUGUGAAACAGUACAUAAAAAACAAGACAAAAGCCAGUUGGAAAAAUUUUUGUCUGGGUAAAACUUGAGUUGGAGAUUGGUUGGUAUUCAAGUUUUGCAAACCAUUUCUACCAUCUUCAUUGGAAAUAAGAUUUUUUUUUUUGCAUCUGGAAAGCUCUUCUCUUUUUUCUCUACAAUGGAAAUAAUAAAGAGAGAACUUGCUGUUCUUUGCUUUGUGGGAUUUUUCUUGGUAUUAACUUCUGCAGCUGAUGUUCUUUCUCCAAAAGGUGUCAAUUAUGAAGUUCUAGCUUUGAUGAGCAUUAAAAACUCCUUUAAUGAUCCUCAUAAAGUUCUUGAGAAAUGGGAUGAGACUGCUGUUGAUCCCUGCAGUUGGACUAUGGUUACUUGUUCUCCUGAUGGUCAUGUGAUUAGCUUAGGAACUCCAAGCCAAAACUUAUCUGGUAUCCUAUCUCCAAGCAUAGGCAACUUGACAUAUCUCCAGAGUGUGCUUUUACAGAAUAACAAUAUAACAGGAUCAAUUCCCUCUGAGAUUGGGAGGCUCCAAAAGCUUCAUACUCUUGACCUUUCUAACAACUUCUUCACUGGUGAAAUUCCUAAUACAGUUCCCCACCUGAAAAACCUCCAUUAUCUGAGGCUGGACAGUAACCGUCUCAGUGGAGCAAUUCCUCCAUCUUUUUCUAACAUGACCCAGCUUACCUUUCUUGAUCUCUCCUACAACAAUUUGAGUGGUCCAGUACCUCUCUUGCCUGCUAAGACAUUCAACAUUGUGGGAAAUCCUCUGAUAUGCACGACUGGAAUGCAGUGCUUUGGAACAAUACCGAUGCCGAUUUCUUCUUCCUUGCAUAAUUCACAAAAUUCUCAACCUGCUGAGGGACAAAGAAGGCACAAAAUAGCCUUAGCGUUUGCUUCAAGCCUAGGGUGUCUCUGCCUGCUAAUUCUUGGGUUUGGUUUCCUUCUCUGGUGGAGGCACAGACACAACAAGCAGAUAUUCUUCGAUGUUAACGAACAUCAUCAUGAAGAAGUUUGCCUUGGAAACCUGAAGAAAUUCCAGUUCAGAGAACUUCAGAUUGCAACAAACAACUUCAGCAGCAAAAACUUGAUUGGAAAGGGUGGAUUUGGAAAUGUCUACAAAGGUUGUCUUCGAGAUGGUUCGGUAGUAGCAAUUAAAAGGCUAAAAGAUGGAAAUGCCAUUGGUGGUGAAAUUCAAUUCCAGACUGAAGUUGAGAUGAUUAGCCUAGCAGUUCAUCGGAACCUUCUCCGGCUUUAUGGUUUCUGUAUGACAACCAAUGAGAGGCUCUUAGUUUAUCCCUACAUGUCCAAUGGAAGUGUUGCUACCCGUCUCAAAGCCAAACCAGUCCUUGAUUGGGGUACCAGAAAAAGAAUUGCCUUGGGAGCUGGAAGAGGUUUACUAUACUUGCAUGAACAGUGUGAUCCCAAGAUAAUUCACAGAGAUGUUAAGGCUGCAAAUAUAUUGCUUGACGACUACUGUGAGGCGGUGGUGGGAGAUUUUGGGCUGGCAAAGCUAUUAGAUCACCAUGAUUCACAUGUCACAACCGCGGUGAGGGGUACCGUGGGGCAUAUAGCUCCAGAAUACCUCUCUACAGGACAGUCCUCAGAGAAAACAGAUGUUUUCGGGUUCGGUAUCCUUCUACUUGAAUUGAUAUCUGGACAAAGAGCUUUAGAUUUUGGGAAAGCUGCAAGCCAAAGAGGAGCUAUGCUUGAUUGGGUAAAGAAAAUUCAGCAGGAGAAGAAGUUUGAAUUGUUAGUUGACAAGGACCUAAAGAACAACUAUGACAGGAUUGAGCUUGAAGAGAUUAUUCAAGUGGCUCUGUUGUGCACUCAAUACCUACCAAGUCACAGACCAAAAAUGUCGGAAGUUGUUCGGAUGCUCGAAGGAGAUGGCCUUGCAGAGAAAUGGGAAGCUUCUCAGAGAGCUGAGUCAACCAGGUGUAGAGCUAAUGAUUUCUCUUCUUCAGAGAGAUAUUCUGAUCUUACUGAUGACUCUUCAUUGCUUGUACAAGCAAUGGAGCUAUCUGGACCAAGGUAAUGUAGUCCUCAAAAUGAGGAGGAGCUAAAAAAAAGUUGAAAAAUAACAAAUGAAUCUGAAAAAUAGAUUAUGAUACCAAGCAAAAAAAAAAAAAAAAAAUUACCAGUGGAAAAGAGUUUGUUGUAUAUUAGUGAUAUCAAAUAUUGGAGGUAAAAGGUGGUGUGUUCAUUUCUCACUGCACAGAAAUCUGAUAUUUGGGAAACUGACAUUUAGAUUGUGAGUGUUAGAUGCAGAUUCCCACUUGAGUGUAAGUGUUUAAUUACUUGGCAACGUCCUAAAGAGGUUUUGAGGGUUGUAUGAAUAAUAUUCUGAUUUUCUGGGGUUUGAAUUUUGUUUUGUA